Mastomys coucha (southern multimammate mouse) is the source of this 4312-nucleotide messenger RNA. RefSeq names its product SID1 transmembrane family member 2 (gene Sidt2). The transcript has 28 exons. The coding region runs from base 330 to 2978 and encodes 882 amino acids. Gene Ontology annotation, cellular component: membrane. NCBI's taxonomy places the organism in Eukaryota, Metazoa, Chordata, Mammalia, Rodentia, Muridae. The record is from RefSeq and is a predicted model, not a curated record.
CUGGUAGCUUCGAGUUCGGCGCCGCGUCCGCCGCCCUUAAAGGGCCCGCGUCCAGGAAGCCUUAGGGCCAGGGCCACCGCCGCCUCGGCUCUCCGGGCGCGAGCGGACGCCGGGUCUCCAGCCGGGCUGGGUCGGGCUGGGGUUGCGGGUCGCGGUGCCGCCCACGCGAGCCCGGGUCCGCGCGAGGCCCAGGAGCGGCUCCAGGGAGGGGACGCGUCCUAUCUCAGGCCGGGGUUAAAGUUCUGGUCCCGGUGAGAUGCUGGAAGCUGCUGCGGCAGCCGCAACGCGCCCGGUCGCCGUCCCGUCGCCAGCCCCCGCCGUCCCGGGCCAUGAUCGCCUGGCGUCUGCCCUUGUGCGUGCUCCUGGUGGCCGCCGUCGAGAGCCACCUGGGAGCUCUGGGGCCCAAGAACGUCUCGCAAAAAGACGCAGAGUUUGAGCGCACCUACGCGGACGACGUCAACAGCGAGCUGGUCAACAUCUACACCUUCAACCAUACCGUAACCCGCAACCGGACCGAGGGCGUGCGAGUGUCUGUGAAUGUCCUGAACAAGCAGAAAGGGGCGCCUUUGCUGUUCGUGGUCCGCCAGAAAGAGGCUGUUGUGUCCUUCCAGGUGCCCCUGAUCCUGCGAGGGCUAUACCAGCGUAAGUACCUCUACCAAAAAGUUGAACGAACUCUGUGUCAGCCCCCCACCAAGAAUGAGUCUGAGAUCCAAUUUUUCUAUGUGGACGUGUCUACCCUGUCACCAGUCAAUACCACUUACCAGCUCCGAGUCAACCGUGUGGACAAUUUUGUGCUCAGGACUGGGGAGCUGUUUACCUUCAAUACCACUGCAGCCCAGCCCCAGUACUUCAAAUACGAGUUUCCUGAUGGUGUGGACUCUGUCAUUGUCAAGGUGACCUCCAAGAAGGCCUUCCCCUGCUCGGUCAUCUCCAUCCAAGAUGUCCUGUGCCCUGUCUAUGAUUUGGACAACAACGUAGCCUUCAUUGGCAUGUACCAGACUAUGACUAAGAAGGCAGCCAUCACUGUGCAGCGGAAAGACUUCCCCAGCAACAGCUUUUAUGUUGUGGUAGUGGUAAAGACUGAGGACCAGGCCUGCGGAGGGUCCUUGCCCUUCUACCCAUUUGUGGAAGAUGAACCAGUGGAUCAAGGGCACCGUCAGAAAACCCUGUCAGUGCUGGUCUCUCAGGCUGUCACGUCUGAGGCUUACGUUGGUGGGAUGCUCUUUUGCCUGGGCAUAUUCCUGUCCUUCUACUUGCUGACUGUGCUGCUGGCCUGUUGGGAGAACUGGAGGCAAAGAAAGAAGACUUUGCUGGUGACCAUAGACCGAGCCUGCCCUGAAAGUGGCUGGGGCCUUGGCUCACUCCUCCAUAGACACCAGGAAACUGCCCUGUGCCCGUACUUGUGUCUCAGGCAGUGCGGCUCAGCCUCAGGUCACGCUCGGGUCUUGGCUGAUUCGUUUCCUGGCAGUGCCCCUUACGAGGGUUACAACUAUGGCUCCUUUGAGAAUGGUUCCGGAUCCACUGACGGGUUGGUUGAAAGCACGGGUUCAGGGGACCUCUCCUACAGUUACCAGGGGCACGACCAGUUCAAGCGGCGCCUUCCCUCUGGCCAGAUGCGGCAGCUGUGCAUUGCCAUGGACCGCUCCUUUGAUGCAGUAGGUCCUCGGCCACGACUGGACUCCAUGAGCUCUGUGGAAGAGGACGACUACGACACACUGACUGACAUUGACUCAGACAAAAACGUCAUUCGAACCAAGCAAUACCUCUGUGUGGCUGAUCUGGCACGAAAGGACAAACGCGUUUUGAGGAAAAAGUAUCAGAUUUACUUCUGGAACAUAGCCACCAUUGCUGUCUUCUACGCGCUUCCUGUGGUGCAGCUGGUGAUCACCUACCAAACGGUGGUGAAUGUCACAGGGAACCAGGACAUCUGCUACUACAACUUCCUCUGUGCCCACCCGCUGGGCAACCUCAGCGCCUUCAACAACAUCCUUAGCAACCUGGGCUACAUCCUGCUGGGGCUGCUCUUCCUGCUCAUCAUCCUGCAGCGAGAGAUCAAUCACAACCGGGCCCUGCUGCGAAAUGACCUCUAUGCUCUGGAGUGUGGGAUCCCCAAACACUUUGGUCUGUUUUAUGCCAUGGGCACAGCGCUGAUGAUGGAGGGGCUACUUAGUGCCUGUUACCACGUCUGCCCCAACUAUACCAACUUCCAGUUUGAUACCUCGUUCAUGUACAUGAUUGCUGGCCUCUGCAUGCUGAAGCUCUACCAGAAGCGGCACCCAGAUAUCAACGCCAGUGCCUACAGCGCAUAUGCCUGCUUGGCCAUUGUCAUCUUCUUCUCCGUCCUGGGCGUGGUUUUUGGCAAAGGGAACACAGCCUUCUGGAUUGUCUUCUCAGUCAUCCAUAUCAUUUCCACCCUCCUCCUCAGCACUCAGCUCUAUUACAUGGGCCGCUGGAAGCUGGACUCCGGAAUCUUCCGCCGCAUCCUCCAUGUGCUCUACACAGACUGCAUCCGGCAGUGCAGUGGGCCCCUUUACACGGACCGCAUGGUGCUUCUGGUCAUGGGCAACAUUAUCAACUGGUCGCUGGCUGCAUACGGACUCAUCAUGCGCCCCAAUGACUUUGCCUCCUACUUGCUGGCAAUUGGUAUCUGCAACCUGCUGCUUUAUUUUGCCUUCUACAUCAUUAUGAAGCUCCGGAGUGGCGAGAGGAUCAAGCUCAUCCCCCUGCUCUGCAUCAUCUGCACCUCCGUGGUCUGGGGCUUCGCGCUCUUCUUCUUCUUCCAGGGACUCAGCACGUGGCAGAAAACCCCUGCAGAGUCCAGGGAGCACAACCGCGACUGCAUCCUCCUCGACUUCUUUGAUGACCACGACAUCUGGCACUUCCUGUCCUCCAUUGCCAUGUUUGGGUCCUUCCUGGUUUUGCUGACAUUGGAUGACGACUUGGACACCGUACAGCGGGACAAGAUCUAUGUCUUCUAGCAGCAUCUGUGGUCCAGGCUUCACCUCACGGGCCCAGCGCCUCUGCAUCACCUGCCAGUUGCCACAAGAGCACCAAGGGUGUGAGUCCCAGCUCUGCUGCCCAGCAUUGGAUGUCGUGGCAAGACAGCGAGAUUCCAGCCAGGGCCUGACUCAGGACAGUUACUGGUGGCACUGAGCCUUGCAUUUGCCUCUGCUGCGGAGGAGGCCUGCUCCGCAUUCCCCAGACACUGGCCAAAUUGCUGCUUUCUUCUCAGUGUUGGGUCCUCCCCAGGACCCUCGUCUGUCCAUCUGUCUUGUGUAUCCACUGGCUCUCCAUUUGUUCCUUUGGAGAGGAAGGCGGGAAGGCAAUGUCCUGUCCCAUUUCACGCCUUGCAUUCUGCCCAUCCCUUCCCUCCUCUUAGCCUCAACCCUUCUUCCCAUGCUCUGCUCCAGGACCAUAGUCUGGUGCCUGAUUCUCUGUCCAGCACCAGGACCUAAGUUCUCCCUGGGUCUGUAGCAGGCUGCUAUCACUGCCCACUCUGGCCUGCCAGGACGGAUGCAGGCAGGAGACUUUGGGAGCUGGCCAGCUGGUGCCAGGCUUUCGGUGCUAAGGCCUCCAAGGGGCCUAGGUACGACCCUCCUCCCUGACCUGUGCUUGGAGCUGGCUCUUCAACAGUGAGGGCCAGCUCAGGUUGAGUCUUUUGAUCUGGGGACUGAAUUCAGAAGUCACCUCAUCCCACCAGCCACUAGAAUGAUGCCAGCACCAGGGUUGGUGGGAAGUGGCAACUCACUGUCCCCUUCCGUACCCUCAGUCCUGCCAAGCCCCAGAUGGGGGCCUCUCAGUGCCAUUGACACUGCCCAAGAAUGUCCAGAGGCCAUGGAAUGGUGCCAAGCACACAGCCCCUUUUGCCUCUUUCAUGGGAGCAGGAGUCCCAGUGCCUGUCUUAGAAAGGGAGGGACAUGCCAGGUCCCUGUGUGUCCUUGGCCCUGUCUCACCAAAGGACUCAGGGCUGGUUUCUGAGUUUCCGUCCAGUAUUUAGCCAAGUUCUGUGUUAGUCACAUAGGCCUAAGAGCCUUGGUGUUUACAGAGUCACCCAGCUCUGGCCCCUGGCCAUUCUGGUCCUUGGUUACCCUUCACUCCACCAGGUCCAUUCCAGAUGCUAAGAGUGGGCCCCAGGAAUGUUUUGUUCUCUCCACCAUGUUUUUAUAGCUCUUGGGCUGGGAGAAGAGGCAGGUCUGGGUCUUUGUUUCUGAGCUUUGUUCUGUGUUCCUCCACGCUAUGGUUGCAAUUCUGUUUUCUAUGAACGAGUGCAUUCAAUAAAGACAACCAGACCUGGGAUCUGGGGUUUCACUCA